Melanotaenia boesemani (Boeseman's rainbowfish) is the source of this 5554-nucleotide messenger RNA. It is a transcript of the gene xkr4, whose product is annotated as XK related 4. Bases 49 to 1899 code for a protein of 616 amino acids. Gene Ontology annotation, biological process: apoptotic process involved in development; phosphatidylserine exposure on apoptotic cell surface; engulfment of apoptotic cell. NCBI's taxonomy places the organism in Eukaryota, Metazoa, Chordata, Actinopteri, Atheriniformes, Melanotaeniidae. The record is from RefSeq and is a predicted model, not a curated record. Gene Ontology annotation, cellular component: plasma membrane. The transcript has 4 exons.
UUAAAGACACGGAGGAAAAUUCUGCUGGAAGAUUUCUAGAUCACAAUCAUGGCGGCUAAGUCUGAUGGAGUGCUGAAGAUUAAGAAGAGCGACGUGGCCUUCACCCCGCUGCAGAACUCGGAGCACUCCGGCUCGGUACAGGGGCUCCACCCGGGCGAACAGCACGACUCCGCCUGCACCGGGGACGGGGACUUCGUUAACGGGGAAUCGCGGUGCUGCGGCGGCGGAGGCUCUGGCUCGACGUGCCUCCGGCUGGGCAAGGAGCAGCAAAAGUACACGGUGUGGGACUGCCUGUGGAUCAUUGCCGCAGUGGCCGUGUAUCUGGCCGACGUGGGCACCGACGUGUGGCUCUCGGUGGACUACUACCUUCACCGCGACUACUGGUGGUUCGGCCUGACGCUUUUCUUCGUGGUGCUGGGCUCCUUCUCGGUCCAGCUGUUCAGCUUCAGAUGGUUCGUCCAUGACUUCGGUACCGAGGACGGAGCCGAGUCCAGCGUGGACUGCUCCCACACGGACGGGAACAAGCUGCUGAGCGGCUCGGCCUCACAUGGAGAUGUCACGGCUCAGCACCACCCGGCCACGCCGCAGAGACAGGCGUCGACCGCCAGCAAGAACACCACCUCUAACAGCACCGCGAGCGCAGUGCUGGGCGCGAGGAGCAGGAAGCGCUCGCCGUACUACUCCUUCUGCAUCUGGUUCAGCCAGUCGGUGAUCCACAUCCUGCAGCUGGGUCAGAUAUGGAGGUAUGUUCGUACCAUCUACCUGGGAAUACGGAGCCGUCAGAGCGCUGAAACAGAGCGGUGGAGGUACUACUGGAGGAUGGUGUAUGAGUUUGCAGAUGUUAGCAUGUUGCAUCUACUGGCAACCUUUCUGGAGAGUGCUCCCCAACUGGUGCUGCAGCUGUGCAUCAUCAUACAAACACACAAACUCCAGACAGUGCAAGGUAUGACAGCAGCAGCCUCUCUGGUCUCUCUAGCCUGGGCUUUGGCGUCCUACCAGAAGGCCUUGAGAGAGUCUCGGGAUGACAAGAAGCCCAUCAGCUAUCUUGCAGUCAUCAUUCAGUUCUGCUGGCAUUUCUUCACUAUAGCAGCCAGAGUCAUCACCUUUGCACUGUUUGCAUCUGUGUUCCAACUCUACUUCGGCAUCUUCAUCGUCCUGCACUGGUGUAUCAUGACCUUCUGGAUUGUCCACUGUGAGACGGACUUCUGCAUCAGCAAGUGGGAGGAGAUUGUGUUUGAUAUGGUGGUGGGCAUAAUCUACAUCUUUUCCUGGUUUAACGUCAAAGAGGGACGGACAAGGUGUCGUCUCUUCAUCUACUACCUGGUCAUCCUGGUAGAGAAUGCUGCUCUCAGUGCAUUGUGGUAUCUUUACCGAACACCUCACACCACGGACGCCUUUGCCGUCCCGGCACUCUGUGUCAUCUUCAGCAGUUUCCUCACUGGUGUGGUCUUCAUGCUAAUGUACUAUGCUUUUUUCCAUCCCAACGGACCUCGCUUCGGACGUUCACUAAGUGGCCAGGGACUAGAUCUGGACCUCACUGCUCAGUUCUCCACGCUACCUUCUGAGGGCGCUACCAACUCGCUGCGUUCCAACCGAGGUGCCACCACAACCCUGGAGCGUGACAUAGGGAAGUACUCUGAACGGGAUGGCUGCAUGCCGGUGUUUCAGGUCCGACCCACAGUGCCAUCCACGCCAUCAUCGCGUGCUCCUCGCCUGGACGAGACUGUGAUCAAAAUUGACCUUUGUCGGAACCGCUACCCAGCCUGGGAGCGCCAUGUUCUCGACCGCAGUAUACGGAAAGCGAUCCUUGCCAUAGACUGCUCAGUGACGCCUCCUCGUCUGCAGUAUAAAGACGACACUCUGGUUCAGGAGAGGCUGGAAUAUGAAACCACGCUAUAGUCCCACCCUGCAGCAUCAGAGGGGUAUCCUGCUACAACACAGAGAGCAAAAGAGAGGACAUUUUAUUUAAUUUCCCCUUUUCCUUUUUCUAUUCCCUGGAAUCGGUUUUUGCCAGGGAGCAUUCAGGACUUUUAGAAGGGAUUAAAGGAACCAUUUGGCACAAGUUCAGUUGAUGGAUUGUUUGUUGGGUCUUUACUGUUAUUUUACUUUCACUCAUCAGGGAAAUUCUUUCUGAGAUGAACCACAAACAAAACAGCGAAUUAAGAUGACACUCUUUAGAGGUUUAAAUGUUUUGAAGGGAACUUGUGCAUCAUUUUAAGAUAAAAGAUCUAAUAAUCCAAAAUGAAGCAGACAUGAAAUGUUCAGUCAUAUCUGCCUUUACUCCUGUCUGGAAGUAUGACGACAUGAUCCCACAGCAGGUGUCUACUUACAGGACAACUCCCAUCCUCUUAGUGCCAAAAAUCUUUAAUGGGAAAUGUCAUCUAUAGCAUCUGAGGAACAAGCCUCUGGUUCUGUUUGGAUUUCUCUGAUCUGCACUAAAAGACGAUCAAGAAAGUGAACUACAGGAAGACAGCAGUCUACGUAGCAUCCAUAAUCACUUGUUUUCUCUGGAUAAAAAAACCUGCCUGGAUGGAAACAAGGGACAAGUCAGAAGGGGUCACAAGCUGAUCAGACAUCAGCCAUUGGUAUUUCCCCCACAAUGAAAUAAGUCAAACACAAAGAAUGCCAAGAAAAAAAUCCCUCCAGCAGCUCAGCUAUCAGCAGAGUAGCCUCACGAACCUGCCAGAGCAGUCAUACCCAUGGUUUACGGUGGAGGAUGAGGAGCAGAAAGCAAACAAAUGAGCAACAAUGAACAUUAGUAGCAGAUUAAGAAAAAGAGAGAAAGAGAGUUAGUGAAAGAGAGCAAGAGAGAGAGAGAGGACUUCACACUAAACUGGAAUGAGGAAAAGGGAAAAACUCCAACCAGCCGCCAUCUCAGAACCAGGAUGUACAGUUCUCCACUAAACUGCUAAACAUGAUGCAGAUUUUUACAGAUAAUGUUGAAGCUACUGAUGUCUUCAUAAUGCUGUGCUUUUUGUGGUGUGUGUGUAUACAUGUUUUCUACAUGAUGUGGACGAGCACAUGGCUGCACACCAACCUAACAGGGACUUCUGUAAAUGUGGGGACAGCAGUUCGGUCCCUGUUGGCACUGAGUGGAUUUGUAUGUGUAAGACUUGGUUUUGGGGUCAGGGUUUAGAUUCAGGGUCAGGAUUAGUGUCAGUGUGUGUUUGUGUAUGUUUGUCUGGCUUUAUUGGAGAAGCACUCCCACAUCAUGAGUUUGCAUGUUGCUGAAAUCCACCAGAUAAGAUACAGAAACAAGAGUGACAAUGAAAGCUUGUUCCUGGACUAUCAAAACACCACAUUUUGUAGUAAUUACUGAAACACAGACUAUUUUAUUGUCAGCUUUUAAUCCAGAAAAAAAUUAAUUAAAUAAAUAAUAAGAAUAAAAAAAAACUAAAGUUGUUAAAUGUGAUCUACUCUAAUAGAUAAUUUCAACCCAAGUCAAGUCAAAAGAAAACCACAGUACUGUAAGCAGAGACCACAUUUAUUAAUUUAACACGCAUGAACCAUGGAGAACGUACAGACAAACAGACCUGGACAAUGCUACAUGCAGGAAAUCUUCCUGUCAGAUAAAUUCUCAGAGCUGGAAAUACUCCAGCGUGGCUUGUACAGGAGGUAGGAUAUGGUGCAAGACUGCUGAAAUCCUAGUGUACUGUUUACAGCAUGUCAGGGUGGUGUGUGUGUAUGUGACCUGUAAUGAUGACUGUUUUUGUGCUGAUAUCAAUACACUGUAUUUGGACAUACCUGCAAUAGCAACAAAAUAGAGGAAAGCAAUAAUCAGGCAGGACAAACAGGAAUGCAAAAAGGAAAACAUCAUCAGCAUGCACAUGUGAAUUUCCUGGAAUUAUUUCCUCCUUUCACACAUUUAGACAUUUUAUGACUUUAUUCAACAGAGUUCAUAGGAUAAAUUUCACAAACGCAAAGUUUAGAUAUAAAAAACAAAGUCCAGAAGAUAUUUAGAUUUUCUUACUAAUGAAACAAGAGAUGGAACAGGUACAGAGACUUGCAGUGGGGAGUCUGCAUUUUCUACAUUUUCCCAUGGAAGAAAGCCUCAAUCAGAAGAAAUCAUUUAAAAUGAAGCAGGAAUGUUUUUUAUUAUUAUUAUAAUUCCAGGUCUCCUUCAUUUUAAAAAAGAAAGCUAACUGCUCAAAGAAAUCCAAACUCAAGUAGUUCUGCUCACUCUGCUUCUGAAAUUCCACAGACAUACUGUACAUACUGUUUUGUGUAUAUGUGGUUAAACCAGCUGCAAAUACAUGCAGUCUGUUAAGAUUAGAAACAUUCUAUAAAUUCAUUAAUUUAAACUCACUGUAUAUAAUUUGGUACUUACAAACAGUCCCUAGGUUUACCUUGGUUAUGUCAGGGGGAGAGACGAUCAAGACCUAGGAUUUAUCUUGGAAUCAUUAAAACUAUUUUUAUGGAAAACACUCUUGUUCAUAAGGAGACACCCUCAUAAUGAGUCAAUAUUCAUUUUUGACCCACAGCUAUUUGUAAGAACAGAAUGGAAAACAGGUUUAUUCUAACUUAUAAUGGACAGACAGGAAAUCUUGCAGGAAAACCAAACCACAAAGAUCUGAACUUUCUGUCUGGGUAAAAGUUUUUCCUUCAUUUGUGUUCAUACUUAUUUUACAUAUAAGUAUUAAAACACAGGUAAAGCACAGCCAGCUUCCUGUUUAUCCUAAACUUCCAAAACAUCGAACUAAAAUUCCAACAAGUUGGGACUGGAACUUUUUGGGAAUUCAAUUCAUUCUAUUUUUAAUUUACAUUAACAGUGUCACAACUUCUCUGGAACUGGGAUUGUACAGAAAUAUAUCCAGUGGAACUAACUACAUUGCAACAACAACAAAACAAAUCUUUCCGUCUACAGUUUGAAUCUAAACUUUGUCCCAAACAAAUGCAGUCACUAUAAAAUGUGGAGACACUCCCAUGUUUGUUUCUGACUACUCAGGUUUUUAUUUUGUUUAACAUUAGCUGUUAAUCAGGAUUUUCCCAUUUUCCUAACCCAUUAAGCUUGAUUCAAAUAAACUUUGAAACCAAUUAAAUAGUCUGGGUCACCAAGUGAGGGUGAGUUCUGUCCAAAUGAAUCAAAACUGUAAGUUAAAGAGUGAAGGACAGUUUCAGUGUGUCAGUGAGCGAAUCUGGUCUCCCAGAUGUAUUAAUCUUUUAAUUAUUGAUCUAAAGUUGACAUAAACAUGACUGUAUAGUUAUAGUCAGAUUAUAUAUAUAGUUAAAAUCAGAUUAUAUGGUUGUAGUCUUACUAUAAAAGUAUAAUCAGACAAUAUAAUUAUAAUCAGCCUAUAAAGCUGUAGUCCAACUACAAAGGUUUAGUCAAACUAUAUAGCUGUAGUCUGACUAUAUAUUUAUAGUCAAACUCUAUAGCUUUACACAGACUAUGAAGUCAGAUAUAAUUGUAGUCCAACUAGAGUUAUUGUCAAACUAGAUAGUCAUAGACUAUGUAGUUAUAGCAAGACUAUUUAGCUGUAGUCUGACUAUAAAGGUAUAUUAAGACUAUAUAGUUAUAGUAAGACUAUACCAGUUGUAGUCCAACUAUACCAAA